Molecule: messenger RNA, 1476 nt
Organism: Vigna unguiculata (cowpea)
Lineage: Eukaryota; Viridiplantae; Streptophyta; Magnoliopsida; Fabales; Fabaceae
Product: eukaryotic translation initiation factor 3 subunit I-like
Biological process (GO): cytoplasmic translational initiation
Cellular component (GO): cytoplasm; eukaryotic translation initiation factor 3 complex, eIF3m
Molecular function (GO): protein binding; RNA binding; translation initiation factor activity
Source: RefSeq, a predicted model, not a curated record
AUAGCAAAAUAUGAUGAGAGAAAGAGAGAACCCUAACAGAGGACACAAUCCCCUCCCAAACACGACGGCGAGACGCAGAGGUCGGAAGCGAGUGAGUGCUUCUGAACUCUGAAAUCUGAACUCUGAAGUUUGAAGAAACGAAAGAGCAUUGAGAUUGUGGAAAUAUGAGGCCAAUAUUGAUGAAAGGUCACGAGAGGCCACUGACCUUCCUCAAAUACAACAGGGACGGCGAUCUCCUCUUCUCCUGCGCCAAGGACCACAACCCCACCCUCUGGUUUUCCGACAACGGCGAACGCUUGGGCACUUUUCGCGGCCACAACGGCGCCGUUUGGUCUUGCGACGUCUCAAGAGAUUCGACUCGACUCAUCACGGGAAGUGCAGACCAGAGCGCCAAACUAUGGAGCGUCCAAACUGGGCAUCAAUUGUACAGCUUCAAUUUCGAUUCUCCCGCCAGGUCCGUUGAUUUCUCCGUCGGCGAUAAGCUCGCCGUUAUCACCACUGAUCCCUUUAUGGAAUUGCCCUCUGCAAUCCAUGUCAAACGCAUUGCUAACGAUCCAACCCAACAGACCGGGGAAUCUGUGCUUCUCAUUAAGGGUCCUCAGGGAAGGAUAAAUAGAGCCAUUUGGGGACCCCUCAACACCACCAUUAUCAGUGCCGGCGAAGAUGCUGUUAUUCGUAUUUGGGAUUCUGAGACGGGAAAACUGCUCAAAGAGUCUGACAGGGAAUCUGGCCAUAAAAAGACUGUAACUUCACUUGCUAAGUCUGCAGACGGUUCACAUUUUCUUACUGGGUCCCUUGAUAAGUCUGCUAGACUUUGGGAUACGAGGUCAUUGACUCUUAUCAAGACCUAUGUCACAGAACGCCCAGUCAAUGCAGUUGCAAUGUCACCUCUUCUUGAUCAUGUAGUAAUUGGAGGUGGUCAGGACGCAUCAGCUGUUACAACUACCGAUCAUCGUGCUGGAAAAUUUGAAGCCAAAUUCUUUGAUAAGAUUCUUCAAGAAGAAAUUGGGGGUGUGAAAGGGCAUUUUGGACCAAUUAACGCAUUGGCUUUUAAUCCUGAUGGGAAAAGUUUUUCAAGUGGAGGUGAAGAUGGUUAUGUACGGUUGCACCACUUCGACCCAGAUUAUUUCAACAUCAAAUUAUAGUGCUCGAUGUUUUUGUGGUUAAAAUUAGAUGGUUCCUGGAAGUUAGCUCUUAAUUUUAGUUAACUUUUUUUUUUCUAACGCUGCUCCCUAUAUUGGUACAAGCAUGGAAGAAAUUAAUGAAAGUAAAUGCAAAGUGUGAAAUGCAAAGUCCUUAUACCAAAAGAGUCGAGGAAAUGGACUAAGACCGGGAAAGACCUAAAGCACUUGUGUUCUUUGUAUGGAUUGUAGGAGGAAGAAUAGUUCGUUUUCUAUGCUGACAAGUUAUUGAGAAAGUGUCAGUUUUUUUAACACUUUUCCUUUUGUUAAGUACAAUGAAUAGUUAGUUUAUGCA